Balaenoptera musculus (blue whale) is the source of this 2610-nucleotide messenger RNA. RefSeq names its product eEF1A lysine and N-terminal methyltransferase (gene METTL13). The coding region runs from base 304 to 2403 and encodes 699 amino acids. Lineage: Eukaryota; Metazoa; Chordata; Mammalia; Artiodactyla; Balaenopteridae. The transcript is spliced from 8 exons. The record is from RefSeq and is a predicted model, not a curated record.
CCCGGAUAUGAUUGCCGAUUCUGACACCGAGCUCUGAAAAAGUGUGAGGGCCUCCCCACAUGGGUCUGGGGCUUUGGGGUGGAACAGGGGUUGAGCGUUUAUUAGGUUCAGUGCCUUGCGUGUGCGGCGGGCGUGUAAAGGUCAUCCCUUUGGGUUUUGAGUGGGGGACAAGUCAAUGUGGCUGUUUGUCCGUUGUAAGAAUUCCCGCUGCGGUGUCCCAGAACCAGCGCGUGGGGAAACCCCUCGGAUGGUACCGCACAGGGAGUAGGAGAGUCUUGAAGACGCAGCUCGAGCAGUGGGAAUAUGGAUCUCUUACCUAAAAGCCCUAAGGAGUUUGGCUCCAUUGACUAUUGGGAGAAGUUCUUCCAGCAGCGGGGAAAGAAAGCUUUCGAGUGGUAUGGAACCUACCUGGAACUGUGCGGGUUGCUGCACAAGUAUAUCAAGCCCAGGGAAAAGGUGCUGGUGAUUGGGUGUGGUAACUCAGAGCUAAGCGAGCAGCUGUAUGAUGUGGGCUAUCAGGAUAUAGUGAACAUUGACAUCAGUGAGGUCGUCAUCAAGCAAAUGAAGGAACGCAAUGCCAGCCGACGGCCCCAGAUGAGCUUCUUGAAGAUGGACAUGACACAGAUGGAGUUUCCCGAUGCCUCGUUCCAGGUGGUGUUGGACAAGGGCACCCUGGACGCCGUCCUGACAGAUGAGGAGGAGAAGACCCUGCAGCAGGUGGACAGGAUGCUGGCUGAGGUUGGCCGUGUCCUGCAGGUGGGCGGUCGCUACCUCUGCAUCUCCCUGGCUCAGGCUCACGUCCUGAAGAAAGCAGUGGGUCACUUCUCUCGGGAGGGGUGGAUGGUGAGGGUGCACCAGGUGGCCAACAGCCAAGACCAGCUGUUGGAAGCAGAGCCUCGGUUCUCCUUGCCUGUGUUUGCCUUCAUCAUGACCAAGUUCAGGCCGGUCCCUGGCUCUGCCCUUCAGAUCUUUGAGCUGUGUGCUCAGGAGCAGGGCAAGCCUGUGCGGCUGGAGAGUGCCGAGCGGCUGGCUGAGGCGGUGCGGGAGCGGCAGCAGUAUGUCUGGCUGUGCAGCCAGCUGUACCGCAAGGCCGGGCUGGGGAAUGUGUCUCUGGACUUGUGCAGUGGGGACACGGGGGAGCCACGCUACACCCUCCACGUGGUGGACAGCCCCACUGUGAAACCAUCGCGGGACAGUCAUUUUGCCAUUUUCAUCAUCCCCCAGGGUCGGGAGACCGAGUGGCUCUUUGGCAUGGAGGAGGGCCGGAAGCAGCUGGCAGCCAGUGCGGGCUUCAGGAGGCUGAUCACAGUGGCCCUUCACCGAGGUCAGCAGUACGAAGGCAUGGACAGCAUCCAGGCCGAGCUGUCGGCCAGAGUCAUGGAGCUGGCCCCGGCCGGGAUGCCCGCCCAGCAGCAGGUACCCUUCCUGUCUGUGGGUGGGGACAUCGGGGUCCGGACUGUUCAGCACCAAGACUGCAGCCCUUUGAGUGGCGACUACGUCAUCGAGGAUGUGCAGGGGGAUGACAGGCACUACUUUCGGCGGCUGAUCUUCCUCAGCAACAGGAACGUGGUGCAGUCAGAAGCCAGGCUGCUGAAGGAUGUGUCUCACAGAGCCCAGAAGAAACGGAGAAGAGACAGGAAGAAGCAGCAGCCUGCUAAUACUCCGGAGGACCUCCCUGCAGCUCCGGGGCAGCCCACUGAUAAGAGUUACCUGUGCUGUGAGCACCACAAAGCCAUGGUGGCCGGCCUUGCCCUGCUGAGAGACCCGGAGCUGCUUCUAGAGACCCCACUGGGAUUGUUGGUGGUAGGCCUGGGUGGGGGCAGCCUCCCCCUUUUUGUCCACGAUCAUUUCCCGAAGUCCUGCAUCGAUGCUGUGGAGAUCGACCCCUCCAUGUUGCAAGUGGCCACUCAGUGGUUUGGCUUCUCCCAGAGCGACCGUAUGAAGGUCCACAUCGCGGAUGGCCUGGACUAUAUUAGCAGCCUGGCAGAAGAAGAAGCACGACCUCACUACGAUGUCAUAAUGUUUGAUGUGGACAGUAAGGACCCAACCCUGGGAAUGAGUUGCCCACCCCCAGCGUUUGUGGCCCAACCUUUCCUGCAGAAGGUCAAAAGCAUCUUGACUCCUGAAGGUGUCUUUAUCCUCAACCUCGUGUGCCGGGACCUAGGGCUAAAGGACUCAGUGCUGGCUGGGCUCAAGGCGGUGUUCCCCCUCCUAUAUGUCCGGCGAAUUGAGGGUGAAGUAAACGAGAUCCUGUUCUGUCAGCCGCACCCUGAGCGGAAACUUGCCACGCCAGAGCUGCUGGAAAUGGCCCAGGCCUUGGAGCAAACACUGAGGAAGCCUGGAAAGGGCUGGGAUGACACGUACGUCCUGUCAGACAUGCUCAAAACUGUGAAGAUUGUGUGAUUGUCAGGACCAGGCAGUCCUCUCAGCUUCCUGCCAGACUGACCUUGGGCUCCUGGCCUACCAGAGAUUGAAGAAAUAUAAUGCACAAUACUUUUUAAGCCUUGUAUUUUUCUUAGUUUCAUACUCACCUGCACGCGACCUCCAGCUUGGUGAGGUUGCCUGAAGAUCUGGGAAAAUAAAAAAGUCCUUUCCAUCCUGUCUUCUUCA